Molecule: messenger RNA, 882 nt
Organism: Naegleria fowleri
Lineage: Eukaryota; Heterolobosea; Eutetramitea; Acrasida; Naegleriidae
Exons: 2
Coding region: 1-882 (293 amino acids)
Source: RefSeq, a predicted model, not a curated record
AUGAAAGUCGUCUCAACCGCCCUUUUGAUCGGUGUUUUAGCCUCGUUCCUCUGUGUGCUCCAUGUCCAUGCUGCCAUUGAGAUCACAAAGAACAACGACAAGGUCGCUUCUUUGAAGGAACAAAUCAAGAAGGAAGCCUUGAAAGAUCCAAAACUCGCCAGCAAGCUCAUUGAACUUUCCUUAAAGAAGGUUCCUCUCCCUAAAAAGCCAGAAAUUAUUAUGAACAAGAUGCCAGUAUCGGGUGCUCUCUGCUCAUCAUGUGUGGAUUUGUUGGAUUUUGCUCUUGCUGAUUUGUUGGCUGCCUUGGAUUCAGGUGUGGUUUUCUCUUGCUUGAGGCUUUGUAAUUCUGUUGCCAAUUUAGGUCCCUAUGCGGUUGAGCUCUGUGAUGUGGUUUGUACUGCAAUUGGAGUGAAUGCCUUCAUUGAUAUUAUUAAGAAGGGAGAUUUGGAUCCAAUUUAUGCAUGUCAAUUAGGAAAGUUGUGUCCUGUACAUGAUUGCACUGCCAAGACUUGUGCUGCUUUCACUGCCACUGGUGUGAUUCCUCAAGUGAGUAAGCUUGGCUCUACCGUGACGGCUUAUUCGAGAUUGAAUGUUUUCAACGAAUCAGGCCCAGGUCAAGUGACCAUGAUGUUGACUGGACCUUUCUCCAUCGAUGAUAUGACUCAACGAUUUUACCAAUCGAAUGGUUUCCAACCAGGUGCCUAUGAAAUUAAGUUCACCAUUUCAACCAAGGAUGACGAUGCAGAAGGAUUGCUCUGGUUUCCAGGCCAAUACAAGGUGGUCAUUAAUGCCUGCGAGGGAGAAUGUGGUGCUUCCAGACCUCAUACUCGCUUGUUGGCUUCUGUUGGUACUACCUUUAAUCUCACCAAUCCAAUUCCUUAA